Molecule: messenger RNA, 1929 nt
Organism: Gracilinanus agilis (Agile Gracile Mouse Opossum)
Lineage: Eukaryota; Metazoa; Chordata; Mammalia; Didelphimorphia; Didelphidae
Gene: PPEF1
Product: protein phosphatase with EF-hand domain 1
Exons: 16
Coding region: 1-1929 (642 amino acids)
Biological process (GO): detection of stimulus involved in sensory perception
Cellular component (GO): nucleus; cytosol
Molecular function (GO): protein binding; manganese ion binding; protein serine/threonine phosphatase activity
Source: RefSeq, a predicted model, not a curated record
AUGCAGAAAUGGGUAGCCAUAUUUCUGGGGGUACAAGUUGGCAGUUUCCACUUUGGAACACAGAACCUGGCAGAACACCCAGGCCGUGUCAGGGUGACAGCCAUUAAGGCAGCUGUGCUCAUUCAGUCCUGGUACCGCUGUUACAAGGCUCGGUUAGAAUUAAGGAGGCGCCAUGCCUUGACAAUCUUUGAGAGCAUCGAGUAUGCUGAUGAGCAAGAUCAAUUACAGCUUGCCAACUUUUUCACAUUCAUGUUGGAAAACUACACACAGAAAAAGGAGGAAUCUAUGCUAUAUCAGUCCAUAGCUUCUAUAGAAAGUCAAAGACUAGACACAAAAACUGUUCUACGUAUGGUAGAAGUACCAGACUCUUAUGAAGGUCCUCGGCUAAUAUUCCCUCUCACUUAUACUGAUGUCUUACUUCUUAUUAAUGCUUUCAAGGAAAAUCAGAUACUACAUGCCCGAUAUGUGCUAGAGGUAUUAGUAGAAGCCAAGAAGGUCCUGAAACAAUUGCCAAAUAUCACCCAUAUAAUGUCCAUUGAAGCCAAGGAAUUAACAAUUUGUGGUGAUAUACAUGGGAAAUUAGAUGACCUUUUUUUGAUCUUUUACAAGAAUGGUCUGCCCUCAGGGAAUAACAGAUAUGUCUUCAAUGGCGAUUUUGUAGAUAGAGGGGAAAAUUCCAUGGAAGUACUAAUGGUCCUAUUUGCAUUGUUUCUUGUCUUUCCUAAUGACGUGUACUUGAACAGAGGGAACCAUGAGGAUUUUCUAAUGAACCUGAGGUAUGGCUUCACAAAAGAAAUUACAUCAAAAUAUAAGAUAGAAAGCAAAAAAAGAAAGAAACAAAAUGCUGUGAAAUUACAACGACCAAACUUGGCCCAAAGAAGAGCUGAGAAAAGGCACUUUCCUCUCUUCUUGGAAAAGAUGAGAUCAGUCCUAAUGCCACCAUCAACACCAUCAGAAGUUGAAUUAAGAAAUAUCCAGUUCUCUCAAAAUAUUCAAUCAUCAUCGCUGUCUUUGGAUCAAAUGUCAAAGAAUGACUGGGACCAGAUAAUCAAUCUUCUUUGGAGUGAUCCCAGAAACAAAAAGGGCUGUUUCCCAAACACAAGUCGAGGAGGAGGUUGUUAUUUUGGACCUGACAUUACCAACCAGAUACUGAAUAAGUUUGCACUGAAGAUGAUUAUCAGGUCUCAUGAAUGUAAACCGAAUGGUUUUGAAAUCUGCCAUGAUGGAAAGGUUAUCACAUUAUUCUCUGCAUCUAACUAUUAUGAAGAAGGCAGCAAUAGAGGUGCUUACCUCAAACUGAAGAAAGAUCUGAUCCCUCGAUUUUUCCAGUACCAAUGUCACCAAAUGGUUCAAUCAAAAACGCUUCAUGAAAGUGUGGAUAUUGUUGAAAACACUGCCUUCAGGAUAUUAGGAGAGAAGUUGAUUGCCAGGAGUUCUGACCUGAUGGAGGCUUUCAAAAAGUAUGAUGUGAAAAACUCAGGAAAAAUUACUCUCUCUGAAUGGGGAAAGGCUGUAAGUGAAGUUUUAGAAAUGGAUCUGCCAUGGCUAUCAUUGUGCCCUCGCCUGGCCCAAGGAAUUGAAAAUGGAUAUGUUCUUUAUAGGAUGGGUUUUAAGAAACUGCUUGCUAUAAAUGCUCCAAAGGAGGUUAAAUCAGGGAUGUUCCAAACACUGGUAAGAUACAGAUCUGACUUGAAGACCAUAUUUAAUGUCAUCGACAAAGAUAAAUCAGGUCUGAUCUCCCUUCAAGAAUUUCGUGAUAUUUGGAAACUUUUCUGUUCUCACUAUGACAUUAAAAGUGAUGAGGCUUAUGUUGAUCAACUGGCUAAUACCAUGGAUCUCAACCACGAUGGCUUUAUUGACUUUAAUGAAUUUUUAACAGCCUUUGAUGUGGUUCAUAAUAAAUUGGGAGGUGAACGUAGACUUAAGUAG